Molecule: messenger RNA, 891 nt
Organism: Mercurialis annua (annual mercury)
Lineage: Eukaryota; Viridiplantae; Streptophyta; Magnoliopsida; Malpighiales; Euphorbiaceae
Product: NAC domain-containing protein 86
Exons: 3
Coding region: 45-731 (228 amino acids)
Biological process (GO): regulation of DNA-templated transcription
Molecular function (GO): DNA binding
Source: RefSeq, a predicted model, not a curated record
GCAUAUAUAGAUAUGUUGAUAAUGUAGCAAAAGAGAAACUAAUAAUGGCGCCGGUCGGAUUACCUCCCGGAUUCCGGUUCCAUCCCACGGACGAAGAGCUCGUCAAUUAUUAUCUCAAACGAAAGAUUAGCGGACAAGAAAUCGAACUUGAUAUCAUUCCCGAAGUUGACCUUUACAAAUGCGAACCUUGGGAGCUAGCAGAAAAAUCAUUUCUACCAAGUAGAGAUCCAGAAUGGUACUUUUUCGGACCAAGGGAUAGAAAGUAUCCGAAUGGAUUCAGAACGAAUCGAGCAACUAGAGGCGGAUAUUGGAAGUCGACGGGAAAAGACAGAAGGGUUAAUUCUCAGAAUACUGCCAUUGGAAUGAAGAAGACAUUAGUUUACUACAGAGGCCGAGCUCCUCAAGGCAUUCGAACUGAUUGGGUUAUGCAUGAGUACCGCCUCGACACCUCCGCAAUUCAGGAUUGUUAUGCAUUAUGUCGAGUAUUCAAAAAGAAUGGAAUAUGUGAAGAGCAAGGGGGACAAUGUAGUUUAUCAUUAACGGAGACCUCGAACAACAACGAUUACGAAACCAUGUCGCCGGAUCUUUUUAUCGGAACAUCGUGUUGCGUCGAGGAUGAUCAAGACAAAGAUGAUGAUGAUUCGUGGAUGCAAUUCAUCACAGAUGAUGAUCCCAAUUUGCCUGCUCAAGACAUUUCUCAUCUGCCUAUAAUUUCACACACUAAUUUUUAGUGUUUAUUGGUGGUGCUCAAUAAUUUAAUGCAAUCAUUUUCUUACAAUAAGCAAAAGGUUUUUGGGUUUUGAUUCUUUUUUUCUUUUCUGUUUUUGACCUUACAUCAACAUGUUUUUAUUGUUUCUUGUGAAACUAAUGAGUAUACAAAAUAUAUAAUUA